UAUGUCUCAUAGUACAGGUCUGCUGGUGACCAAUUCUCUCAGUGUUUUGUCUCAAAAGAUUUUAUUUGCCUUCAUUUUUAAAGAGUAUUUUCCAUGAAUAUAGGAUUCUAGGUUGGCAGGGUUUUUUUUUUUCCUUUAGCACUUUAAAAAUGUCAUUCAGUUGUUUGAUGGCUUGCAAAUUUUCUGAUAAGAAGUUACUCUUUGUGCCUCUGUAAAGAACAGGUCGUCCCCACCCCCCACCCCCCACAGCUGCUCUAAGAUUUUUCUCUUUAUCACACUAGUUUUCAGCAAUUUCAUUAUGGUGUGUUUUGGUGUAUGUGUGUGGUUUUUUUGGUUUUGUUGUUUGUGUGUUUAGUCUGCAUAGGGAUUGGUUCUCAUCAAAUUUGAGGGAAAAAUUCCAGCCAUCAUUUUUUCAACUAUAUUUUUAUCCUUUUCCCUCUUUUCCUCAUCUCAGAUUCCAAUCACAUAUGUGUUAGGUGCUUUUCUGUUAUCCCAGGUCACUGAGACUGUUUUUUAAAUAUCUUUUUUUUCUUUCUGAUCUUCACUUGGGAUAGUUCCUAUUGCUAUGUCCUCAAGUUUUCUAAUAUUGGAGGGGAGGGGAUUCAUUGUCUAAUCUGCUGUUAAUCACAUCCAGUGAAAUUUUUAUUUUAACUGUCAUAGUUUUCACCUCCAGAAGUCCCAUUUGGAUCUUGUUUAUAUUGCCCAUUUUUUUCAUUAUGUUUCUGUUUUUCUUUCAAUACUUAUCCAUAGUUAAACUAGCUGUUAUCCUUGUCUGUAAGUUUCAUUUUUGAGUGUUUCCUAUUGACAUGAUUUUCCUUGCCAUGGGUCACAUUUUCCUGCUUCUUGGCAUUUCAGUAAUUUUUUUCUUGGAUGUUGGACAUCAUAGAGAUUAUAUUGUUGAGUGUCUAGAUUUUGUUGUUUCACUUUGAGAAGUGUUGGACUUCCUUUUUGGGAGGUAGUUAUUUAUGGAACAGCUUCAUCACGUUGAAGCUUAUUUCUAAGCUUUUCUAGAGCAGGUUCAGGGUAGCUGUGACUCCAGGGGUCAGUCAGUCGUACUACAAGGCCUGGCCCCUCUGAUUCUAUACUGAAUGCCCUCGGUGAUCACGGAGGACUCUCUACCCUGGCUGGUUGGAUACUGAACAUCUCCCUACCUUUGUGUGUCCUGGAAAUUGUUCAGCUUAAAGCUUCCUGGUCAUUCUUUUCCUAGUCUUUGGGAGUUUUAUUAUGCACGCAUGUUAGGAAAAGUUCAAGGGGAGCCUUCUGCUGAUUUUUUGGAGCUCGUUUUUCCUGCAUAGCUCCCUCCUUUCUGGAACUGUGUUCUGCAGCCUCUAGCUGCAUCAGCUGCCCCAAAUGCUAGUCUGUGUCUUGAUGGAGCCACCAAGCUCUGUUUGAGUCCCCCCCUUCCCUACACUCUCAGUCUGGCAGUUGCCUCUAGGCAGAGCCGGGGCAAUGAUAAGGCUCAUCUCCAUUGUGUUUCUUCUGUUGGGAUCAUGAUCCAGCACUUCCUGCUGUCCAAUGUCUGAAAACUUGUUUCACAGCUAUUUUGUCCAGUUGUCUACUUGUUUAUGGCAGGACAUCAUCUGUUCCUUGUUACUCUAUCAUGACCAGAAGUGGAAGUCUCUGUCUAUCCCUUUUAAUAUAAUAUCUAAUUUUAUGCAAAAGUCUUUCUGGAGUAUCUGGGUUUUCUACUCCGUGAGCUACUGGAAAAAUGCCUCCUCAGUCAGGUCUGGAUUGAAUUGAAUUGACUUGAUAUCAGAACAGAAACCAUAAUCCUGUUUCUUUGAACUCACUGAAAUGGGAGGCCUAUGAUGCAUACACGUUUGUGGUAUCUUAAUUACAAUAUUUCACAUAUUUUGCAAUCUGGGAGAAAAAGGUAAAUUGUACAUAUCGUUCAGAUCUUUUAUUUAGCAGCUUGGUAUUUGAAGAUCUUUUCUUUGCAGCUUCUUUUUUUCCAGCAAUUUUGUUCAACUUUUCAUUUUGUCAGACAUACCACAGAAAUGGUCUCGUCUGCAUCUCUCUCGCUGUCACCUGGUUCAUUGUUUCAGUUGAAUGGGGUAUGGCCUCUAAAGGGCCUUGCUUCUGGUCAAGAAGACAUAGCUUCUCUUGCCUCCAGUGGCCCAAUCUGGUUUUUCUGUUGCCCCUACAAAGUUGGAAAGGUCUCUCACUUCUCACUUAGUUAGUUCUUCUGAUAUUCUUUUGGGGAAGCUUCGUUCCUGGGCAGUGUGAGCACUGACCUCUUUGAGGCCGGCUGCUAAGGAAACCUGCGGCCGGCCUGUCUCUGAGAGUCAGUCUCGCUACCAUUCGUUCUGCAUCUGUGUCUAUAUUCUCUGGGCUGUUCCUGGGCCAACAUUCAUUCGUUUUGUUUGGGUUCUCUCUGGCCUGCCUGUAUUCUCUGCUAGCCUGUUUUCUCCACUGUUUGGGGUCUGUUUUCUUAGGCAUACCUGUGGCUCCGGCUUGUCACUCAGCUGCUGUGCAAGAGAAGACUGAAUAAGAUUUAAAACCAGGGAAAAGGAAAUCACUAGUCUUGUCCUAGGUGACCCAGAGACAGGGCUAUUGUCACUCAUGGCUCUUUUCACUUUCCUUAGCUCUGCCUGCCCCUCCAGGGUCUUGCCCUUCCCCAGGAUGGACCCCCAGGAAACCAGGUCCCGGCAGGCCCUCUUGAGACCCUUGAGGCCCAGGAUUCAGUGACAUUUGAUGACGUGGCCCAGUACCUCACAAAAAAGGAGUGCCUGAGACUGGACGCUGAGCAGAGGACACUGGCAUACUACAGGAAUGUGAACUCCGUGGGCACUGAGGAGUGUGAACAGGCAGAAAGGGAGGACCAGCUCUUCACAACAAGUCCCUGGCACUCCACCCAGCAGGAGUUCCUGUUUUGAUUGCCGCCUGGCUCCUCACCUGGUACAAGGCCACGUGGUGCUGGCAUCUGAGCCAUCCCUGAACACAGACUGAGAGUACAGUGUCUUGCGGUGCCCAUCUCCAAAAGCAUCUUGGUGACACAACAGCAGAGAAUGGGUGAAGACGCUCAGCCCCAGGAGAUGGCGUCCACCAGCUCCCCGAUGGCCGGUGCACCCAGCCCUGAGGUCAAACAGAGCAGAGACUUGGAGGGGAGUGGGGGGAGCCCCCAGAACCUGCCCAUAGAACAUCACUUUGCAUGUAAGGAGUGUGGGGAUGCCUUUCGGCUCAAGGUCCUCCUUGUGCAGCACCAGAGAAUUCACAGCGAGGAGAAGGGCUGGGAGUGUGGCGAUUGCGGGAGGGUCUUCAGGGGCGUCUCUGAGUUCAACGAGCACCGGAAGAGCCACGUGGCUGCAGAGCCCCAGCCAGGGCCCAGCCGAGCGCCGGAAGAUGCCAUGGAGGAAAGGGAGCAAAUGGAGAGGGAGGCGAAGCCCUUCGAGUGUGAGGAAUGUGGGAAGAGAUUCAAGAAGAACGCGGGCCUCAGUCAGCACCUGCGCGUCCACAGCAGAGAGAAGCCGUUUGACUGCGAGGAGUGUGGGCGGUCCUUCAAGGUGAGCACCCACCUCUUUCGCCAUCAGAAGCUCCACACUUCCGAAAAGCCGUUCGCCUGCAAGGCAUGCGGCAGGGAGUUCCUGGAUCGCCAGGAGCUCCUCAAGCACCAGCGCGUGCACACCGGCCACCUGCCCUUCGACUGUGACGACUGCGGCAAGUCCUUUCGGGGUGUCAACGGCCUGGCCGAACACCAGCGCAUCCACAGUGGGGCCAAGCCCUAUGGGUGUCCCCACUGCGGCAAGCUCUUCCGGAGGAGCUCGGAGCUCACCAAGCACCGCCGGAUCCACACGGGCGAGAAGCCCUACGAGUGUGGCCAGUGCGGCAAGGCCUUCCGGCAGAGCUCCAGCCUCCUGGAGCACCAGCGCAUCCACACCGGGGAGCGGCCCUACGGCUGUGGCGACUGCGGCAAGGCCUUCCGGGGGCCCUCCGACCUGAUCAAGCACCGGCGGAUCCACAGCGGACUGAAACCCUACGAGUGUGACAAAUGCGGGAAGGCCUUCCGACGGAGCUCCGGCCUGAGUCGCCACCGGAGGACCCACAGCGGAGCGAGACGCUGCGAGUGCAGUGAGUGUGGCCGCGUGUUCAAGAGGCGGGCGGCACUGCAGAAGCAUCAGCCAACCCACCAUGACUAGACGAGGCCCCGAGGCCCACGGCCCCAUGGCCCCAAGGCCGGCGGGGGCUUCCCGCAGGGGGCGAGUCCCUAGAGGGGAGGGCAGAGUCAAAGGAGAUGACCAGUUUUGUAGCACUUAUGUGUGUUCUCGUCCGGAAGGUUGAACCCAAUUUAUACCGUCACCAGCAAUUUAUAAGUGCACACGUUUCCCAUUUUGCCUGUUGAGAGUUGCUUCUACGACAUUCUAAUUUAUUUUGACUCGUUUAACUGGCAGGAAGUACCCUCAAGGUAUUUGACAUCCACGGGCCUUGAAGCAGGAGAAGGAGAGAAGAGACACCUGCCUGCGGGGGUGAAGGGGCUCGCAGGACCUCUUCUCCAGGCCGCUCCCUCAGGAGCGACUCAAUGACGGCCUCCGUGUGACGGGACCCCAGCUCUCCUGGAGAGAACAAAGCCCCAGAGUCGUUUGGCCUACUUGAAUUUAUAAAUUUUUAGGGAUGUAAAUAGAAUACUCAAAUGUCUUAUAAUAUUUAAUUUAUUAAUUCAGUUAUACAUGCAUAUUGUAAAUCACAUACUACAUAGAAUAAUAUAUUAAUUUAGAAAAGCCACCUGUUUUUCCCUCACUCCAUUCCACAAGAUCAUUUUAUCCUAAAGCCUCACACGCAACUCUAACCUCACCAUCUUCCCCAACCUCGCAGCCCCCUCUUGAGUCAUCCAACAGUUUCAAAGCACAUCCAAUGGCUUCAACUCAUCCAAGCUGUGUGCCAUGUAGCACUGUGACAAUCCCUGCACAAAGCUCUCGCUAGAAGUUUCCUCCCAAGCCAUAAGUACCUGUUCACAUAACAUUAGGACGAUUGUUGGUUUCUUCAAUUUGUCCUGUAGCCCUACAACAUAACCACUUGAUGUGUUUGCCUUUUCAAAUGACCUUUAAAAGACUUUUUUGAAGCAUC
Messenger RNA from Felis catus (domestic cat), 5061 nucleotides. RefSeq names its product zinc finger protein 275. The transcript is spliced from 5 exons. NCBI's taxonomy places the organism in Eukaryota, Metazoa, Chordata, Mammalia, Carnivora, Felidae. Bases 3009 to 4136 code for a protein of 375 amino acids. The record is from RefSeq and is a predicted model, not a curated record. Gene Ontology annotation, molecular function: RNA polymerase II cis-regulatory region sequence-specific DNA binding; DNA-binding transcription repressor activity, RNA polymerase II-specific. Gene Ontology annotation, biological process: negative regulation of transcription by RNA polymerase II.